AGAUCUAUCACCAGGCAAGUAAAAGCUCGAAAGUCAAUGUCUUGCUAGGCAAGAAGUUUACCAACAGAUAAACUCCGAGUUUGGUACAUUUCAAUUAAUGGUGUAAUGUACUUCAUACAGACUUGUAUUUGGGUAUACCUCUGGAGAGAUGACAACAGCGCUGUGGAAUUCAUUGGCAAGAUAUUUAUUGCAGUGGUAUCAUUUAUAGCAGCACUAGGUUUCCUGCUAUAUGGAGGAAGAUUGUUUUUCAUGCUGAGACGCUUUCCUAUUGAAUCUAAAGGGAGAAGAAAGAAACUAAAUGAGGUUGGAUCUGUGACGGCCAUAUGCUUCACGUGUUUCCUCAUAAGAUGCUUUGUGGUGUUUCUAUCUGCUUUUGAUGCUGAUGCAUCACUUGAUGUACUCUAUCAUCCAGUUCUAAACUUGAUCUAUUAUAUGGUGGUUGAAAUCCUUCCUUCAGCUCUAGUGCUCUACAUCCUGCGCAAGUUGCCUCCCAAAAGAAUAUCAGCCCAAUAUCACCCCAUUCAUUAGCCAUGGAACAUCUUUGUUCACUGCAUUAUUAUUCUUUACACCUCAAAAAAUGGUUUUCGAUGGUUCCAGAAGUAGAGGCUAGUGGAAUUGAGUGAGAGAAGCGGAGCCAGGAAAGCAGUCACAUAUAUUUUUCUGGUAUGGCUCAUGAUGUCUGUGAUUCUUUAAGAAUAUGCACAAUACAUGGAGUGCUUCGUGACGAGGCAAGGGAGAUAUGUUGAAUUGAUUUCUUCAUGGUUUUCUGGCUUGAAAGCUAGGUAUUUGUAACAUUGCUACUUUCCUGGGUCAUCUUGUGAAAGGAGUGACCUUGUAAGUUUAAUGUUGUGAGGAUCUGUGCCAACAUCAUUGUACAUUUAAGCAUUGGUCACUGCGUGUGUCUGUAUUUUUGUCUCGUACACAAAUUUUUUACCCUAGUAAACAUGUCACAAGCUUUUGUACUUUCCCUCAUAUGAAUGGUGUGUUUUGAUUUUCUUGUUUCCCUACUCAGCAGCUUGUGCUCCAUUUAGUUGUUGAAAGUUAGAU
Messenger RNA from Ilex paraguariensis (yerba mate), 1047 nucleotides. The record is from the annotation of a GenBank genome assembly. Lineage: Eukaryota; Viridiplantae; Streptophyta; Magnoliopsida; Aquifoliales; Aquifoliaceae.